Rhopilema esculentum is the source of this 1330-nucleotide messenger RNA. RefSeq names its product trypsin. Gene Ontology annotation, biological process: proteolysis. NCBI's taxonomy places the organism in Eukaryota, Metazoa, Cnidaria, Scyphozoa, Rhizostomeae, Rhizostomatidae. The record is from RefSeq and is a predicted model, not a curated record. Gene Ontology annotation, molecular function: serine-type endopeptidase activity.
UAAUAAUAGGUCCAUACAGUGGAAAUUGACAUCAUUUCGACGCUAACAGUUUUCAAGUCGGCUUAAACAGCGAUUGUCAAAAUGGCGUUUCUAAUGCUCUUCCUUGCAGCAUUAUUUGCCUUCACAUCAGCUGCUUAUGGCUCCUGUACAGAUAAUUCUGCUUACUGCUCAUCAUGGAAGAUGAUGGGAUUUUGUGACAAGUCGUCAAAAUGGUCAUCAUAUAUGCAAAAAUAUUGUGCUAAGACAUGCGAGUACUGCACCGAUAUUCCCCCACCUCCUCUUCCAACUCAAGACCCUUAUCCUGAUUGUAAGGAUGGAUUCAGCUAUUGUUCGUCUUACAAAGCAUAUUGUCAAGAUACCAAUUACGUCUCAUAUCUGCAAAAGUAUUGCAAACGGACAUGCAAUUAUUGCCAUAUAACUACACUUCCACCACCAACAACAAAGCCUGCAACUACCAAAUUUUGGACACUUCCAAGCGAAUCUGGCAAUCUUCAACCUGGAUGUGGUAAGAAAGGUCCUGGCCACACAAGAAUCGUUGGAGGAACCGCUGCAAAACCGGGUGAUUGGCCUUGGAUAGUCACUUUUGACUAUAAAUACAACACAGGGAACCCAGGGCAUCAAUGUGGUGGAACACUUAUUACAGAUGAAUGGAUUCUCAGUGCUGCCCACUGUUUCUAUGACGACAAGGACAAGUCUAACUACUGGCUGACAAUAGGUGAGCAUGACUUGAAAACAGAUUCAGGACAUGAACAGAAGAUUCCAAUAGCAGACUUGAUAUUCCAUCCAGACUACAACCCAAGCAAUUAUGACAAUGAUCUUGCACUGGUGAAGCUAUCAAGAAAAGCAACAAUCAAUGACCGUGUCAAAACAGCUUGUCUCCCUGAUCAGAACACAACAUUUUCAAACGGUACAAAGUGUGUCAUUGCUGGCUGGGGUCUUCUUGAACAGUACGGACGGGGACCACAGAUUUUGCAGCAAGCCCAAGUGCCUCUCAUUGAACGUUCAGUUUGCAAGGCAGCAUUCCCCCAUCAUUUGGUAUCCAACAAUAUGAUUUGCGCAGGGUAUGCUGCAGGUGGAAUUGAUUCUUGCCAGGGGGACAGUGGUGGUCCACUAGUUUGCAAGCGGGAUGAUGAUACAUGGUUCUUAUGGGGUGUCGUGUCGUGGGGUGUUGGUUGUGGCCGUAAAGGCAAGUACGGUGUUUAUGCCAGAACACAGGUUCUGAGAAGAUGGGUCGACCAAGUUGUGUUUACAAAUAACUAAAAGCAACAUCAAAGAGAAGAACUGUUCUUAAAUAAAAAUUGUUUAUGAAAUUGCCAAUGUGUGAACCAAA